AACCCUGGAUGAAGCGCAAAUGAAUUACGCCACUACCGAGAAAGAACUCCUAGCAGUGGUAUUUGCGCUAGAUAAAUUUCGUUCUUACUUGGUAGGAGCCAAAAUAAUAGUCUACACUGAUCACGCUGCUAUCAGGUACCUUCUAACAAAAAAAGAUGCUAAACCUAGACUCCUAAGAUGGAUCUUGUUGCUACAAGAAUUCGACUUAGAAAUCAAGGACAAGAAAGGAACUGAAAACGUAGUAGCAGACCACCUCUCUAGACUUGAGAACCUUGAACCGGAAAGAACAUCAAUUAAUGAUGAUUUCUCGUAUGACAAACUUAUAGCUACUUUGGAAGAGAACAACUCCGACAUGCAAGUAGAAACCACCUUAGCUAUAUCUGUCACACCAUGGUACGCUGAUCUAGUCAAUUAUUUAGCUGCCGGAAUAGUUCCACCUACUUUAUCUUACCAGCAGAAGAAACGAUUCUUCCACGACAUAAAACACUAUUACUGGGAUGAUCCCUUACUUUUCAAAAGAGGCCCCGAUGGUAUUUUCCGUCGAUGUAUACCCGAAGAAGAGGUAGAAAAUAUAAUCCAACACUGCCACUCCGCUCCUUAUGGUGGACACACAAGUACAUCCAAGACCUGCUCUAAAAUCCUACAAGCUGGCUUUUAUUGGCCAACUAUAUGGAAGGACGUACAUGCGGCUAUUAAGGAGUGUGACAGAUGUCAACGCACGGGAAAC
Molecule: messenger RNA, 727 nt
Organism: Lathyrus oleraceus (garden pea)
Lineage: Eukaryota; Viridiplantae; Streptophyta; Magnoliopsida; Fabales; Fabaceae
Exons: 1
Source: RefSeq, a predicted model, not a curated record